AUGGUGAAUUCCGCCUGUCUUGCCCUCGCCGCCACUGCGGCCUGGGCGCGAACAGCGUCUGGAGCUACCGUGCACCGACGCGACUCCGUGCCGCCCGAAUAUGUUGCCGCACCUUACUACCCUUCUCCACAAGGCGGGUGGACGUCCGACUGGACAAGUGCGUACGAGAAGGCCGAGGCCCUUGUGUCCUCCAUGAUCCUGGCUGAGAAAACAAACAUUACUGCCGGCACGGGUUUCUUUAUGGGAAGUGCUCUCCGCGUCGGCUUCCCACAGCUGUGUCUCCAGGACAGUGCUCUGGGCGUUCGUUCAACAGAUCAUGUCACGGCUUUCCCGGCCGGCAUCACGACUGGCGCAACGUGGGAUAAGGAUCUGAUCUUGGCUCGCGCCCAAGCCAUCGGCGAAGAGUUUCGUGGCAAGGGCGUCAAUGUCUACCUUGGACCGACCAUCGGGCCGCUCGGUCGCAAGCCACGCGGAGGGCGCAACUGGGAGUCCUUCGGAGCCGAUCCCGUGCUUCAAGCCGUGGGAGGCGCCUUGACGGUCCAAGGUGUGCAGUCGAAAGGCGUCAUUGCGACGGUCAAGCAUUUGAUCGCGUAUGAGCAGGAAAUGUAUCGCAUGUAUAAUGUCAUCAUGCCCGGCUACAGCUCGAAUGUUGGUGAGUAUUCGACCGAAGCCACGUCGUGCCCCAUGUUUCACGAAUGGGUGACCUGGGGAUCGCGCACAAACUGA
Messenger RNA from Sporothrix brasiliensis 5110, 726 nucleotides. RefSeq lists its product as uncharacterized. The coding region runs from base 1 to 726 and encodes 241 amino acids. Gene Ontology annotation, molecular function: beta-glucosidase activity. The transcript is spliced from 2 exons. The record is from RefSeq and is a predicted model, not a curated record. Gene Ontology annotation, biological process: glucan catabolic process. Lineage: Eukaryota; Fungi; Ascomycota; Sordariomycetes; Ophiostomatales; Ophiostomataceae.